UGCGCGCGCGUUGAAACAAGGGGUCCAGUGAUCUAUAAAAACAGCAACCGCAUCUUAGGACUGUCGUAAACGAGAGUCUCUUGCACACGGGCAUUCUAUAUAUUAUCUCUAACGGAAAAUAGAUCAUUCUAUACAUCUGUAAGAAAGUGUUAACAUGUUUUGUAAGAUGCCUGCGAGCGUAGUCGUUAUAGCAUUUCUUUUCUUAAUUCUCGUUACAAACUGUGAAGCUCAGUUAAACUUUUCUACUGGAUGGGGCCAAGGUAAAAGGAGCCAAGAUAUGCGAGUUAAAUCGAGUAGGGAUUGUUCGUCGCAAGGUGCAUCGUUGGAACAAUUGUUAAAAUUAUAUUCGUUUAUUCAGAUCGAAGCUCAGAGGAUUUUGGAUUGCCAAACCAUGAACAAAUGAACCAGAAAAGUGUUAUUGGUCUUAUCGAUCGGACUUGUGCCGGAAUUGUCAAGCCUGAAUUAAAAUAAUGAUGUUUGGAUAGUAACUGAGUCGUCCUAUAUCUCAUAACUUUUCUUCCUAAUAUUCGAACGAUAGAUUGGCAUACAUUCAUGUAGCCAAUUCUCUAUUUACUUUGUAUAUCACACAUACAACGAUGAUCGAAAUUUCUCUGUUAAAAGACAUGAUGUAGAACUAAAUACUUUUAUAUGUUUGCCGUAUGCUUUGUACAUAACACGUAUUGUAACGUGAAUUAACAUUGAGACAAGUGGCAAACGAUUGAAGCUGGUCUUCUGGAAGAACGGCCUUGAGAACAUCUACUGUCAUAGAUUAUUUAUAAAUGUGUUAUUCCCACAAAUGUAAUCUAAUUAAACAGGCAUCAUUAUGUAUACUCUAAAAAUAAACUGAUAUCAAAAUAUA
Messenger RNA from Monomorium pharaonis (pharaoh ant), 859 nucleotides. Its product is annotated as hypertrehalosaemic prohormone. NCBI's taxonomy places the organism in Eukaryota, Metazoa, Arthropoda, Insecta, Hymenoptera, Formicidae. The coding region runs from base 155 to 403 and encodes 82 amino acids. Gene Ontology annotation, cellular component: extracellular region. Gene Ontology annotation, molecular function: hormone activity. The record is from RefSeq and is a predicted model, not a curated record. The transcript is spliced from 3 exons.